Messenger RNA from Entamoeba histolytica HM-1:IMSS, 486 nucleotides. RefSeq lists its product as uncharacterized. The transcript has a single exon. Lineage: Eukaryota; Evosea; Mastigamoebida; Endamoebidae. The record is from RefSeq and is a predicted model, not a curated record. Bases 1 to 486 code for a protein of 161 amino acids.
AUGGAAGGGUAUUAUCGAGAGAAGAUAGAGUUAAGAAGUACGGAUGAAGUAGAAAAAGAGAUAGAAGAAGUGAUUAAAGAAACACGGAAUGUAGAAGGGGAAUGGGUUAAUACGAAAAGAAAGAUUGAAGAGUUACAAGAAGAAGGGGAAAAGACACGAGAAAUGAUUGAACAUCAAGUAGGAAGGGAAGAAUUAUAUAGUCAACCAAUUCUUGUUGAGAAAUAUCGAAGAAGUAAGAAAGAAGUAGAAAAGAUGAUAGAAGGGAUAGACAAAACAUAUGGAAGUUGUGCACAAAAGGAAAUUAAUAAUGAAUUAGAAAGUUUGUUAAUACAAGAAAAGAAGAAAGACAGAAAUAACAAAAUAGUGAUUAAGAGUGUAUUUGAACGAAAUGCAAGUGAUAUUGAAUAUUUAAGUGGAGAAAUCGAAGAAAUGAAAAGAAGAAUGAAAGUGAUGAAAGCACGAAUUGAAGGGAAUUUAGAUAAAUGA